UAACCUUACGUGAGAAACAGCCGUGGCUGUGAAAAGGACACUGUUGGAUCACCACGCCAUCCAUGAAGUGGAUAUGCUCAGACUCCUGGAACACCCGAACAUAUUAUCUUUGCAAAGACCAGCUCACAGAACCCCUUAAAGAAUCGACCGCCUCUGAUCAGCGGAAAGAAUUGACGUCUGACCACCUCAUGCUUCCUCAAGAUGAGGUCUCCUCAAUCGACCUCCCAAAGGAGGGACCAAGGACCCGCUCAAGGUCACGUUAUUCAUAACUAUAUAUAUGGAAUAUGGAAUACUUGUUUCAUUUAGAACUAAGAAAUGUCGGGACCUGGGUUGACAAUUCCCAAGUUUUGUUCCUUUUUGAACCACUUAACUUCAUAUUUAUUUGUCAAUUCUGAAUUUUUCCUCUUUUUAGUUUUCAAGGAAGUAUCAUCAAAUUUGGGAUUCAACUACAAUGCAAAAAUGGAGACGGUAAAUUUCAAAUAUGGGGAUGUCAAGGGCAACUUCUUUCAUUCAAAUAAAGCACUGAUAAGCAUAGCCAUAAAUUACACCACCAUAAGAGACAUAAUCACAACGUUGGCAGAAGUGGCUAUAUACAUAAAAUGGGAUUUCACAAACACAACCGGAAAAGACUCCUCAAAAGUUAGAAGAGAAAUAAGAGAGAAAAUACGAAAUAAGCCGUGGGAAAUAAUAUCAGCGUCAAAAGAAGAUUUUCAAUCUUCUGAUUGGAGAAACACUGAAGAGAAAGCUUGCGGUUGCUUGAUAGUUAGAGAGAACACUGAAUACUGUCCCACUGGGUCUGUCAAGAUGGCCAUUAACAGAAACUUGAACUUGAUAUUGGAGGGCACACAACAAGAGAUAGAAGUGUCAGUAAGAAGUGAAGAUCUUAAGUGCUAA
Messenger RNA from Coccinella septempunctata (seven-spotted ladybird), 894 nucleotides. RefSeq lists its product as uncharacterized. NCBI's taxonomy places the organism in Eukaryota, Metazoa, Arthropoda, Insecta, Coleoptera, Coccinellidae. The record is from RefSeq and is a predicted model, not a curated record. The transcript is spliced from 2 exons. Bases 316 to 894 code for a protein of 192 amino acids.